Messenger RNA from Neoarius graeffei (lesser salmon catfish), 7592 nucleotides. RefSeq names its product protein tyrosine phosphatase non-receptor type 21 (gene ptpn21). Gene Ontology annotation, cellular component: cytoskeleton. Gene Ontology annotation, biological process: protein dephosphorylation. The transcript has 21 exons. The record is from RefSeq and is a predicted model, not a curated record. The coding region runs from base 288 to 4046 and encodes 1252 amino acids. NCBI's taxonomy places the organism in Eukaryota, Metazoa, Chordata, Actinopteri, Siluriformes, Ariidae. Gene Ontology annotation, molecular function: protein tyrosine phosphatase activity.
GUAUGGGAGCAGUUUCCAGUGUGACUCGUGAGCUGAACGUGCGUGAUUCACCACAAACUUCAGGGAAAAUAAAAAUGUACUCAGUUUGCAAGUCUUAAUGCCGAGCGUGUGUCAUCUACCGAAACGACUCAUGUAAAUUAAAUGGUCCUCAGAGGCAGUUUGUUUACAAGGGACCCAUGUAACAGCCUUCUGGAUCCAGACACAUUUUCUUGUUUACCCAUGGCUUAAUUUGAAAGUGAAGCGGUGGAAAUCAUUCUGGCCUCUGAAAGGUCUGUUACUGGUGAAACAUGCCUUUGCCGUUUGGAUUAAAACUUAAAAGGACACGAAGAUAUACGGUCUCUAGCAAGAGCUGCCUGGUCACACGCAUACAGCUGCUUAAUGGCGAAUUUGUUGAGUUUACACUUUCUGUGGAAAGCACAGGCCAGGAAUGUUUGGAAGCAGUUGCUCAGAGACUCGAAUUACGAGAGAUAAUGUACUUCAGUCUCUGGUAUUUCAAUAAACAAAGCCAGCAGCGAUGGAUUGAUUUAGAAAAGCCUCUAAAGAAACAGCUUGACAAGUAUGGACAAGAACCCACUGUUUACUUUGGAGUCAUAUUCUAUGUGCCGACAGUUUCCCAGCUGCAACAAGAGAUUACCAGAUACCAGUAUUACCUCCAGUUGAAGAAAGAUGUUCUGGAGGGCAGGAUUCCUUGCUCAAUUGAGCAAGCCAUCCGGUUAGCUGGCUUGGCUGUACAAGCUGACUUUGGAGAUUUCAGCUGCUAUGACUUGCAGGAAUUUCUUCAAAAAUUUGUGCUUUUCCCAAUGGAAUGGAUUCAAGAUGAGAGAGUUGUUGAAGAAGCCACUCAAAAAGUUGCCCUGCUUUAUCAAAGCUACCGAGGUAUGCCAGUACCAGAAGCAGAAUUGUUGUACAUGCAGGAAGUGGAGAAGAUGGAGGGCUAUGGUCAAGAAAGUUUUCAAGCAAAGGACAGCCAGGGUGCAGAUAUACUCAUUGGAUCCUGUCUGGAUGGGAUUUUUGUUAAGCACAAAAACGGCCGAGCAUCUCUUUUAUUCCGAUGGAAUGACAUUAACAACAUGACUCAUAACAAGUCUUUUUUUGCCCUGGAGCUGGCCAACAAAGAAGACACCAUUCAGUUUCAGACUGAAGACAUGGAGACGUCCAAAUAUGUAUGCAGAAUGUGCUUGGCACGGCACCGAUUCUAUAAGAUCAACAAAAGUACUCUAGAGGAAUCUGAUGCUCCACCUUCUGAAAGCUCCCAGAAGUCCAUUCUCACUCUAUCAUUUCCACGCUUUCCAAUGCUCUCUCGUCCCUCUCUGCCUUCUAACAAGGGUCAAGCUGAACCAACGCCAGUGAACCCAGUUAGACGACGCUCCUCCACAAGAAUUUCAAUGCCCAAGCCUCAGACAUACAUGAUGCCACCACCUCAGUUGCACUACAAUAGCCAUUACCGGGAGCCUUACAAAUCUUCUCAAGACAAUCUUUACAUGAACAAUCACAAUGGUUACUACUACCACUCUCAGACCAGCCUAGACCACUCACCACAUGAGUACAAUGGAAGAAUCCGGAAUGGCAGCGUGUACAGCGCCCACAGCACCAGCUCCCUCACCAACCCACAACACUACAUGCAGCCAUCACCAAUGUCCUCAAAUCCAAGCAUCACGGGCAGUGACGUCACACGGCCUGAUUACGUGCCCUCUCAACGCCACAGUGUCCUGAUCCCACCCUCGUACCGUGCCACACCCGACUAUGAGAGUGUCAUGCGCCAGAAGAACCACGGUGCCAUGGCAGCCAUGCCUGAGCGUCACAGCCACUCUAUGAGGAACCUCAACAUUGGUAAUUCUUACGCCUACAGCCGACCUGACCCACUUGUGUACAGCCAGCCUGAGAUCCGUGAGCACAGAGGAACAGCAGCUCAGUAUCCCCUCCACUACAGCUUUCACAGCCCUUCGCCAUACCCAUACCCAGGUGAGAGGAGGCCAGUGGUGGGUGCCGUCAGUGUGCCCGAGCUCACUGAUGUUCAGCUGGCACAGGCUCACGCUUACCCGGCGCCCAACAUCAUGGGUGCUCAGGUGUACCGACCACCUCCACCUUACCCAUACAGCCGUCCACGGCCAGCCAACAGCACACCCGACUUAUCACGUCACCUUCAUGCGAGCAGCAGCAGCCCUGACCUGAUCACUCGUCGCGUACACCACUCUGUGCAGACUUUUCAGGAAGAUAGCCUACCUGUGGCACACUCGCUACAAGAAAUGAGUGAGCCACUCCUUCCCACCAACACGAGACACCCUUACACACACAAGCGCAACUCUAUUGAGCUUGCUGGACUGAUGUAUGGUCUGGAAACCAUGAGGCUGAAAGAAAGAACUGUUUCUGUUUCUGCCUCCGAGACUCUGUCCAAGCUUGCUCCACCUGUUGCUCUCCCUGCUUCGGCUUCUACCUCCCAGCUUGAUGUCUUCGAGGAGAGAACUGAGGCUGAGGACAUGGUUCUAAAAGAGGAUGCGCAUUACGGGCAUAAAAAAUCCCUAUCUGAUGCCACCAUGCUGGUCCACAGUAGUGGAGAGGAAGAGGAGUUUGAGGAUGACAGUGGCCGACACACGCCUCAGUCUCAGGAUGCAAUAGCAGCUUCAAAGGAGCAUAUCAAUGUCCUGGAAAUCCCUUUAAUGGAGACACCUCUGCCUGCCUAUCCUUUCAGCACCAGUUUGGAUCAGGUUAUCCCCAACCCACUGGGUUUUCAACCCCAGCCUCGUAUCCGUGAGCAGGACGAGACAGGAUCUCUGUACCCAUUUGGUGAGGCAGAUGCCAUCAUGCCUUCAGUUUCAGAGGGAGAUCUGAGCAACCAAAGUCGAUGGAAGCUUAAAAGGGAGAUGAUCAAAAAAAGACCUGUUUCAGAUGUGCCUUCUACACGAAGAAACAUUGAUGGCCUUCCACCACCUUUGUGGUUUUUAAUUAAUUUGAAUGGAGAGUAUCAGGAUAUUUCUGGCUACAGGAAGGGGACGCUGGUAAAUUCCAUACCUGUGAAGAAUGUAGUGGAGCAGGGUAUGAAGAAAGGUGUUCGUUCAGAGAUGAAGAAGACGGGUCCAUUGAAGCUGGCAACUCUCAAUGGCUUGACACUUGCCCGGAUGCCCGUACCUGACGAGGCCAAAGAUGAGCAUGGGAAAGCCUCUAAUGAUGACAGGUGUAAGCUACUGGAGCAACGGAUGGAGCAGGGCCUGGUGUUUACAGAAUACGAGCAAAUACCAAAGAAAUGGCCCGGUAAUGAGUGCAGCAUUGCGCAGCUUCCAGAGAAUGCAGAGCGAAACCGCUUUCAGGAUGUGCUGCCGUACGAUGACACAAGGGUAGAACUUGUGCCCACUAAAGAGAACAACACAGGAUACAUCAAUGCAUCGCAUAUCAAACUUACAAUAGGGGGAGAAGAGUGGAAUUAUAUUUCAGCUCAGGGUCCUCUCCCUAACACAUGUCAAGACUUCUGGCAGAUGGUUUGGGAACAAGGGGUUACCAUUAUUGCAAUGGUUACUGCUGAAGAGGAGGGAGGACGAGAAAAGAGUUUCCGUUACUGGCCCCGUCUAGGCUCCCGCCACAACACUGUUACUUACGGGCGCUUUAAGAUCACCACACGUUUUCGCACAGAUUCAGGUUGCUAUGCUACCACAGGCCUGAGGAUUAAACAACUAAUGACAGGCCAGGAGCGAACUGUCUGGCAUCUGCAGUACACAGAUUGGCCUGACCAUAGCUGUCCUGAAGAUUUUAAAGGUUUUCUGGCAUAUUUGGAAGAGAUUCAGUCUGUGAGGCGGCACACCAACAGCACCAGCGAUCCAAAGAACACAAACCCGCCCGUGCUUGUGCACUGCAGUGCAGGGGUGGGGCGCAGUGGCGUGGUCAUUCUCUCUGAGAUCAUGGUUGCCUGUCUGGAACAUAAUGAGAUGCUGGACGUCCCUACUGUUCUGAGCCUGCUGCGACAGCAGCGCAUGAUGAUGGUGCACACAGUUUCCCAAUACACCUUCAUUUACAAAGUUCUAAUACAGUUUCUUAAAAACUCCAGACUUAUAUAAGCUCACAUUGUUGGCUAUGCUGCCACACACCUGGACAAUGUUGUUAUAACUGGAACAGAUCAUUAGGCCUCACAGGAUUUUGUAGGGUGUGAAAGGGCAGUGUGGUGAAGGGAGACUGAGAGGACUGCAGUCGCCUUACUUCUGACUCAUGAGCACUUUCUCCGAGUAUUAGUGAAGGAGCUAGAGCAGGUAUGAAGGAUGCUGUAAACCAGCAUAUACAUUCUCAUUCAUCAGUAUUAUUCAGAUACGUCACUAUGGAGUUUUACACUAUACAAUUGCUACUAAUGAAUCUCAGCACUUUUAGUUUACUACAUUGAGCAAAUGACACUAAUGCUGCAUCUUUAUUUUUAAAUGUAUAACAAAUAUUGAUAGCCUUUUUUUUUUAAUGGUUUUUUUUUUCUUAAUGCCUAUCUUGGUUGAUAGGUGAAGGUUUACGGAGUUGAAAUGAAUGGUUCCAGUGUUGAAGUGUGCAAGUUUAAGGGUGAAAAUGAAGGAUUCUUGUGUGUAUUGUAGGAUGACUACAUUUGUCAUCGUAAAAUCCUAACCUUUGAAUAUGUACUCAAAAUGAAGGAUAAUGACUAAAGCUAUAUGGCUGUGCACUCUCUUGAGGUUUGCGUUUAUGUCUGCAGUCUUUCACGUAAUGAAGUAAUGUUUUGCUUAAGCAGUCCAAACCUUGCAUAGCGGUUAUGUGCAUCAUAAAUGCAGGUAAGGUUACAGCCAAAGAGAAGUUGAGAUGUUUAUAUAUACGUGUGUGUGUGUGUAUGUGUAUAUAUUGAUUUGCAUAUGCAAGUAUUAUAAAAUAAUUUAUGUAUCCCAUAUGUGUCAGUAAGGAUUUAUUACACCCAAGUUUGUGGUGGGAUUACCGUAUUAUUAUUAUUAUUAUUAUUAUUAUUAUUAACAACUAUUUCAGCAGGAUUCUAAAACUAACAACCAAAGAGGUGUCAGACAUGACUUUUAGGUUCUAUGAAGAAUAGCAAAACUUUUUUUUUUUUUAAGCUUUGUUCCUAUGACAUGAUCUACCAAAGAAACUACAUUUUCCAGCCGAGAUUACCACCAAUGUCUUUUUAAAUAACAUAAAAUGUUUUAAACUCCGGUGGACCUAAAUAAGGGAGAGAGUAUAUUGAAAUUGAGGUAAUGUACCAUGUUAGUUUAAUCCAUGUGUGCACAACAAUAGAAGCUUUUCAGUUCUUGCCAAGUCUGGAGAUCAGCUGUGGUGCAAGCGAUUGUAGCUUGUUCAUCUAUUACUUACAUUUCACCACAAAACUAAUGGGUUUAAGGCACAGAUCAUAACUUUGUCUACAAUAGGCAGGCCAGGACUUUAUCUGGAUCUGCUGUUGAAUCGGGAAUUAUAAACAUUAACAGCUCGUCACUGUAAAGAACAUGACCGUGUAGUUCACCUUUAUAUUUGUGCUGUUUUCAUGCAUUGUUGAAAACAUGAAUGCAACUGAAUUCAGCUACUUGUGGAUCUCACUGGAUUGGCUUUGGCUGCUAGUGCAUGCAAGUUAAAUUACUCGUUCAUCCCAAGCAUUUUGAUGCAUCUAUUUGGUGCUCUCCCUUGGCUGCAGAAUCCAUUUGCUUUGGUAAUACAUGGCUCAGAGUUGUCAACUUUAUCUCGAGUAUUUUGUCCAAACAAUUAUUGCAAAAUUGAAAUCUUUCAUAACAUGAAUUACUGUUGUCAAGCCUGUAUGAAGUCACAGGGAGAUUUGGAUUUAGAUUAGGGUUGGCUUUCGAGUGAAGGUAAUGGGGAAUUCCUAUUUCUGUCAAAGUAGGUUUUCUACAGAUCAGGUCUAGACAAAUUAAGUCUUUUCUUCGAAGUCAAAUGCAAUGUGAAGGCUUGGGUUUUUUUUUUUUUUUCUUGUGUGUUGACUUAACAGCAAUUUGCAAUCUUACAAAUUUUCAUUGACCAUAAUUAAAUUUCAUCAGCACUGCAAAGAGAUCAUUUUGACUCUUCAAUGUAUUACCUCAAUCAAAUGGUUUAUUUAUAUUAUUGUUUGUUUAUAAGAGGGCUUGUAUCCAAUAGCACGGAGUUCCUGGAAAUCCAGAAACGGUGUUAAAUUCCAGAAACUUAAGAAUGAAAUGCAGUCAGUCAAUGUCCAAGCAAUUCUGACAACUAUUUUUGCCUUUUAUAUAUCAUUAAACAGAUGUAUUCAAAUACAAAUUGGCUACUCUUUGAAUGUGCCAUGUGUUUACAAUCUGUUACUGUGCUUCGUUUUGAAAAUGGCAGAUAAUUUUCCAUUUGUCAGAGCUCAGCUUCACCAUUAAAUCAGUUCAUCUUCAUAAGUCGUAAACCAGUUUUAUCCCCCAAAAUUCUGUAAUUCUCUACCGUUUCGCAUCUCUAAGCAUAAGGGCAUGCUUUGUGGAUGAAAACAUGGAUGUAGAAUGAUUUCAGUUUCAUGUUUAGUUGCAUCGUCCCUACCACAGAUGAAGGGUUUCAAAGUAAUUGGGAGAUAUGUACACUGUUUCCAUUAAUACCCUACUGUUACUUAUGGACAUUUUUGCACAUCAACACCCAGUAUACCCAGUUCUUAAGAUAAACACUUGACUGUAUUACAAAACUGUCCUAUUACAAUUAUCUGCAAUCUGUUUAUACAUGGUGAACAGCAUUUUUUUUUCCCAGACUGUCUCACAGACAUGUAUAAAUAGAGUAUUUGAAUUUAAAUGGAAGUGCACAUUGCCCACAAAUUUGCUUUGUUUCCGAAUGCAAAAUCUUCCAAGCUGGAUUUGUGAAUUAGUAUUUAGUGCAUGUCUCCCACUUAUAUUACUAUCAUACAAAGUUGGAGAGAUUGAACAAAUAUUAUGAACAAAAAGACAACCCCUUUUUUCACCAAUGGGAUAUGGGUUCUGUUCCGGUUCGCACACCAAAUUUUGAACCAUUCGGAGCAUUUUUACCAAAAAUAAAUUGGUUCAGACCCUGAGAAACUGGUUUCUAGCUGAAACCAAAAGAGGGCUGGUUUUCCCAGUGUGGACUGUGAUGACAUCACUGGGUGUGUCAUUAGUUUGGAGAGUUUUUACAUCUUAGUAGUAGUUAGUUGAUGCCUGGUAUUUUUUUUUGGAUGAAAAUGAAUAUCUGCAAUAACGGAACAAAAGUUUGCAGGUAAUCAAUGUGAUCUACCAUCUUACUGCUACUGUUCUUGUAUUAUGCCUUGUACAACGGUCUCUGUUGAUGCUCAAAACUGGUGGAAACACAGCCUGGUUCAUAGAAUCCUGAACAGAACUAGUUCAAGAACUCUUUCCCUGUUGGUCGAAAAGCAUGAAGACUGCUGUGGGGGUUUUUUUGUUGUUAUUUUUUAAAUGAAGUGCUGGGGUUUUUUUUUUUUGGUUUUUUUUUCUGUUUUUUUAAAAUAUGUAAAGCUGUAUCAUACACUGUUUAUAUUGUUAAUUGUAGUCGUAUUGAGCAUUAAUGGCGAUUUCUUUGUUAGCAAUACCUGUCCUACUGUCUUUUGUCUCAUGGUUGAGAAUAUAUCCUAUAAAUCAGAAUUCAUAUCCCACUGUAAAUGAUUUGUCCAGAGAAAAGCUGUCGUUCAGGAAAUAAAUAUUUUCAAUAAA